Molecule: messenger RNA, 944 nt
Organism: Pectinophora gossypiella (pink bollworm)
Lineage: Eukaryota; Metazoa; Arthropoda; Insecta; Lepidoptera; Gelechiidae
Gene: mge
Product: mitochondrial import receptor subunit TOM22 homolog
Exons: 5
Coding region: 156-608 (150 amino acids)
Biological process (GO): intracellular protein transport
Cellular component (GO): mitochondrial outer membrane
Source: RefSeq, a predicted model, not a curated record
CAAUCUUUGUGAAGCACUGUGUGUGACUUGAGUGAGUGAAGCGAGGAGCUUUUCUUUCGGGCCUAUUUGCCGAUUUCUAGAAAUUAACACGCGGUUCCUUAAUCAGUAAACACGACUAGAAAUUUGAUCUCUGAUCAAAUUUUACCAUCCAUAACAUGCUUAUGGAUUUGACCGAUGAACUGGAACAAAGCGACAGUGGAAUGGAAUCUUUGACUGCGAGCAAAGAUGAUACCCCUGAGCGUAAGCCCGAAGAUAGCUUCCUGGUCCCAGCCACGACAGACCCUGGAAUAUCGCCUUGUCUCAAAGAAUUUGACGAUGAACCUGAUGAAACUUUCUCAGAGAGGCUAUGGGGACUAUCAGAGAUGUUCCCAGACUUCGUGCGCAACGGCACACACACUAUAUCAACUAAAACAUGGUCUGGAGUAAAGUCCCUAUAUGGAUUGUCGCGCACUGUGAUGUGGAUCAUCGCUAGCUCGUCCGUCAUCCUGUUCGCCCCUGUUAUAUUUGAAGUGGAACGGGCGCAAGUGGAAGAAAUGCAGAAAUCACAGCAGAAACAAGUGUUACUGGGGACCAACACAAUAUCCAACAUGCCACCAAUGCCACGAUAAGCCCUAAACUAUGCCAAUGAAUACAACAUGUAUAUUCACAUAUUAUGUCGGAUACCACUCAUAAGUCAUCCUAAUGCUUUAAUGUUAGUUUAGUAAUUAAUAGGUACUUUAUGUGUAUAUGUAUUAUUAUAUUGCACCCUUGAAAACUCUGGUCAGACUCACAAAAACAUUCAGAAUGCAUUUAUGUCAUCUAAAUUACCGUCAUAAAUACUUAUUUUGUUUUUUUAUUUUAAUUCAGAUUAUUUCUAUGGAUGGUGGUGUAUUUCUUUAAUCUAACAUACUGUAGAUACAGUUUUGUUAACACCUAAUAGAAAAUAAAGUACUAUUAAAAAUGUA